AUGAAAAUGAUUUUUCGACGCAAAAUGCACUUAUUGCUCUUAUUUCAUUUGCUGAUUCUAGUUAUAUUCCUUUGUUUACAAAAACCCAGAAAACCUGAAUACGGGAGAUAUCUCAACAUGCAAAAUGUGACACUAGUUCCAAACUAUGCUCGGAUACCAGUUUACCAUCGAUCAUGCAUUCGUAUCUUGAACCAGAUAAAGCUACCAGCAACAUUUUUGAUUAUUGAUAUCGAUUUUCUAAAAUUGUUGGAGAAUAACGAUUGUAGAUGGAGUUCCAAGAAUAAGAUAAAGGUUGCUGUGAAUUCGAGACACUUCCAUAUGAAUAUCCGACAUUUAAAACUGGACACCAUUUACUACAAGAACGACCCAGACAAAGAUUAUUUGGAUUUUGAAGCCAAUCCUCGGAGAUUGAUCCCAAAAAAGUUACAAACUCACUGGAUUGGUAGCAUAGAAAUUCCGACAAAUGUUUAACAGUUCUCAGAGUUUUGGAAGCGCUCGAAGUUUGUCGAUUGUUUGAACUUGAAAGUUUCAAGGAAUAUCACUUAUGUUUCCCUUACCACGAGCUGAUUGAGUUCAACAUGUACCCAUUUCUCAACGGCGGAACAUUUCUCGGCUGGUGCCGUGAGUGCUCUGUCAUUCCGCACACCACCGACAUGGAUAUAUCGAUUUUCGCAAACGAGUACAAUCCAGACUAUGUGAAAUUGCUGCAGAGCUACUGGAAUCCGUCUAGUCUUGAAGCUUGGCGAAUGCUUGGAUUGAUUGAUGACUCCCUGGAGAUUACUAUGCGUCCAAAACAAUGGUCCGAGUACCCAAUUGAUUUAUUUUUGAUGUAUGAUGGAAUGGAGAUUGGAACCCUCACACAUCAUUGGGUUGGAGGACUUGGCACUGAUGGUAGGAAAUACAAGUACAACUACCAUAUCUACGAUCCAUGGAGUGCGGCGGAUCUUCAUGGGCAUAUUUUCUGGUUCUCCUGCACUCCUCUUGAGAAAAUUUUGGUAUGUUUUUUGCUGAAAACGUCUUAGUGAAGAGGCUGAGUAUGGAGAGAACUGGAACAAGGAUCACCUGUCAUCCGAAUACAGAUGGAAUUAUUCGCAGAAAAAUGUAAAGAAAAAUGGGAAACUCACAGAGGAAGAGAUGAACACGGUUUAUAGAUCACCUACUGUUGGUGUUCGUGCCGUUCAAAGAGUUUUAAAUACUUUUAUUUCCAAAAUACAUGUUUAA
This is a messenger RNA of Caenorhabditis elegans, 1221 nucleotides long. Lineage: Eukaryota; Metazoa; Nematoda; Chromadorea; Rhabditida; Rhabditidae. The record is from the annotation of a RefSeq genome assembly.